This is a messenger RNA of Choloepus didactylus (southern two-toed sloth), 4433 nucleotides long. It is a transcript of the gene ZHX2, whose product is annotated as zinc fingers and homeoboxes 2. Gene Ontology annotation, molecular function: DNA-binding transcription factor activity, RNA polymerase II-specific; DNA binding. The transcript is spliced from 5 exons. Bases 674 to 3187 code for a protein of 837 amino acids. Lineage: Eukaryota; Metazoa; Chordata; Mammalia; Pilosa; Megalonychidae. Gene Ontology annotation, biological process: regulation of transcription by RNA polymerase II. Gene Ontology annotation, cellular component: nucleus. The record is from RefSeq and is a predicted model, not a curated record.
CUGCUAACCACCAGGCACGGUGGCAUGCAUGUGCUGUGCAUCAUACAACUCUGUGACGCGACCUGAGAGCUCCCUGUUUUGCAGAGGAGAACCCUGAGGCUCAAGAGAGUGAGUAACUUGCCCAAGGAUGUCCAAGAUGGCUCAAACGUCAGAAUCCGAAUAUUUGGGAAAAAAGGAGUGAACCUCCCAAGAAAAUGAUGGAGAACUGGAAAGUACUCAGAGCAGAGACCGGACCAGGGAAGGCAGAGCUGGAGCUCAGAAGCGCUUUGGGGGCGCCGUGAAGAGGCAGAUGGGAAUGCAAGGUUCAUUCCAGGACAGUGGCAAGAAGGUGGGCUCCAGAUCCCAAUCCUGGCUACCCCCACUCACCAGUUCAAGACCCCAGGUCUUGACGCACGACUGCUCUCGGAGUCAAAUAGUAAAAAGAUCCCCAGGAUGUAAGCAGCACGGGACUGAUACGAUGCUGCCUAAUGUGUUUAGUGAUUGGAGCAAUUACAGUUUUCUGUGCUGAAAUCAUUCUUGAAAAUUUAAACACUGGACUUCAGCAUUCAAGGGAAGCCAAAGCCAUCUGAGGGGAGGAAUAAAGCCAAAAGCCCUUUACUGUAUUUCUUCUUAAAAUCUCACUACCCAACCUCCCCUCCUCCCUCAAAACAAGCCAUUGCACCGGACGGGCAGCAUGGCCAGCAGACGAAAAUCCACAACUCCAUGCAUGGUUCGGACAUCCCAAGUGGUGGAACAGGAUGUGCCCGAGGAGGCGGACAGGGCCCAGGAGAAAGGAGUCGGCACGCCGCAGCCCGACGUGGCCAAGGAUGGUUGGACGGCAGAACCUGAGAAUUCUUCCAAGGAAAAUGAAGUGAUAGAGGUGAAACCUACAGGGGAAAACCAGUCCAAAAAACCACAGGGUGGUUACGAAUGCAAAUACUGCCCCUACUCCACGCAGAACCUGAACGAGUUCACGGAGCACGUUGACAUGCAGCACCCCAACGUGAUUCUCAACCCCCUCUACGUGUGCGCCGAAUGUAACUUCACAACCAAAAAGUACGACUCGUUGUCCGACCACAACAGCAGGUUCCACCCGGGGGAGACCAACUUCAAGCUGAAGCUAAUCAAACGCAAUAAUCAAACGGUGCUGGAGCAGUCCAUCGAAGCCAGCAACCACGUCAUUUCCAUCACCAGCAGUGGCCCUGGAAGUGGCGCUGCUGAUCCUGGGGUCUCAGUGAUUAAAACUCCCCUAAUGAAGCCAGGGAAGCCGAAAGCUGAUGCCAAGAAGGUGCCCAAGAAGGCGGAGGAUGCCACCCCCGAGAACCACGUGGCAGGGGCCGCCCGCCUGGUGACUGACGCGGCUGAGAUCCUCUCCCGCCUUGGCGGCGUGGAGCUCCUCCAGGACACGCUGGGGCACGUCACGCCUUCUGUACAGCUCCCACCAAAUAUCAACCUUGUCCCCAAGGUCCCUGUCCCGCUGAACACGACCAAAUACAACUCUGCCCUGGACACGAAUGCCACCAUGAUCAACUCCUUCAACAAGUUCCCUUACCCAACGCAGGCUGAGCUGUCCUGGCUGACCGCUGCCUCCAAACACCCAGAGGAGCACAUCAGAAUCUGGUUUGCCACCCAGCGCCUGAAACAUGGCAUCAGCUGGUCACCAGAGGAGGUGGAGGAGGCCAGGAAGAAGAUGUUUAAUGGCACCAUCCAGUCGGUCCCCCAGACAAUCACUGUGCUGCCCGCCCAGCUGACCCCUACCAAGGUGGCCCAGCCCAUCCUCCAGACAGCCGUCCCCUGCCAGAUACUUGGCCAGACCAGCCUGGUGCUGACCCAGGUGACGAGCGGGUCAACCACCGUCUCUUGCUCCCCCAUCACACUUGCUGUGGCCGGAGUGACCAACCACGGCCAGAAGAGACCUUUGGUGACCCCCAAAGCUGCCCCCGAGCCCAAACGUCCACACGUCGCCCAAGUGCCAGAACCCCCACCCAAGGCGGCCAACUCCCUACUGACCCCAGUCGUCGACCGCAAGAAGACGAAGGAGCAGAUAGCGCAUCUCAAGGCAAGCUUUCUCCAGAGCCAGUUCCCCGACGAUGCCGAGGUCUACCGGCUCAUCGAGGCGACCGGCCUUGCCAGGAGCGAGAUCAAGAAGUGGUUCAGUGACCACCGGUAUCGGUGUCAAAGGGGCAUCGUCCACAUCACCAGCGAAUCCCUUGCCAAAGACCAGCUGGCCAUCGCGGCCUCCCGGCAUGGCCGCACAUACCACACAUACCCUGACUUUGCCCCACAGAAGUUCAAAAUGAAAACACAGGGUCAGGUGAAAAGCCUGGAAGAUAGCUUUCUGAAAAGCUCUUUUCCAACCCAAGCAGAACUGGAUCGGCUAAGGGCAGAGACCAAGCUGAGCAGGAGAGAGGUAGAUUCCUGGUUCUCGGAGAGGCGGAAGCUUCGGGACAGCAUGGAGCAAGCUGUCUUGGAUUCCAUGGGGUCUGGCAAAAAGGGCCAAGAUGUGGCAGCCCCCAAUGGUGCUCUCUCACGACUCGACCCCACCUCUAGUGCCCAGUUAGCCGGUUCUCUGCCCAGCCCUUCACCAGCGAUUGCAAAGAGCCAAGAGCAGGUGCAUCUCCUGAAGAGCAUGUUUGCAAGAACCCAGUGGCCUACCCCCCAGGAGUAUGACCAGUUAGCCGCAAAGACCGGCCUGGUCCGAACUGAAAUUGUGCGUUGGUUCAAGGAGAACAGAUGCCUGUUGAAAACCGGAACCUUAAAGUGGAUGGAGCAACAUGAGCACCAACACAUUGUGGAGGACCACGGCUACGACAUCGUCUCAAGGAAAGCCACAAAACCCAGCGCCGAGAGCCCGAAGAACGGGAGCGAGGCGGUUCCCCAAUACCACGAGGACCCGAAAACACCCUGCGAGGAGGACUUGGAGAAGCUGGGGCCCAGGGCGAAGGUGGGCAGCGAGCAAGCGAAAGACUGUUUGCUGGCAAAGCCCGCCGAGGCCACCCCGGACGGGUCAGGGGGCAGCAGCCGGGAUGGCCAGGGCAGCGACGAGAACGGGGAGUCGGGCGUGGUGGAUUGGGUCGAGGUGACGGUUGGAGAGGAGGACGCCACCUCGGACAGGUCGGAUGGCUGGAGUCAGACGGCGCCGGACGGCCCAGCGGAACUGGCCGACUCGGACUCCGACAGCGCCCCUGCCGAGGCUGGCCAGGGCUAGACAGGGGAGUCCGUCAGAACCGCCCUGCUGUUGAAGGGGACACACUGUCCUUGCAGAGAGAAGAGAAGCCCCUCUCCCCCGUGGGCGCCUUCACCGCCGACUCCCAGUGGAGCUGCCAAGCUCGCGUGUGCCUGGUGGGGGCGGCAGCCCCUGCUGCUUCUGCACGCCCCCACCCCCCAGAGGACUGUGGGAGUUGUUCCUAGUGCCCAAGUCCUAACCACUGCGUUUUCAAUGGGUCCUUGUAAAUAGUUUGCUCCUUUACCCCGGCCCCCUUGCUAUACUGGAACCGAUUUGUACAAUGUGGGAAUUUUGUUACCUUUUUAAUCAAGGGCAACUUACUUUUCCAACACUACCAUUGUAAGGUGUUUUCCAGGACGGAGGGCUGAUCACCUGUGCUUUUCUCUUUUCUCCUUUUAUUUUUUUUUAAUUUUUAUUAUUAUUUUUUUGGAUGUUAGCAUUAGUGCCAUUGUAUCUACUGAAUUUUAGGUAGGAAGAAUUUUUUGUUUUUUAAGGUAGUGUGAAAUUGGGGAGAGUUCUCUGUGGGAAGGGCUGAGGUGACCACUGUUACAACUUGGAGUGGGUUUACAGACGGCAGCUCUUCCAAGUCCAGUGCAUUUCUAGUUCUUCCCCUGCUGCCUUUGGGGUCCCUGCCUUAGCCACGCACAAGGCUUUCUCAGCUGCCAAGAGGCAAGCCUGAGUUCUCAGCGGUUUGGCUUUUUCAGCCAGACCUUGGGUCCAGCCAGCACUGGGAGACCUGGGCAGCAGGCAGCCGUCCUCUUUACGCACUGUCUUAACUACCAGCAGAAAGGGCUCCACGUUUGUUAGCAUUAUUACGUUCAUGAAGUUAAAACAAAACAGAUCUUCAUAGCUACAUGGUACAAAGAUGAAGAGCUUGGAUUUUAUUUCUGUUCUUAACUGCCUUUUCUCGGAGUAGUAUUUGACAAGUUUUCAGCUUGAGGCCUCACCAUGAAUUGAUUUUGUUUGUUUGUGUGUUUGUUUGGGGCCAAUUUUAGAUUCCUGAGUGCACUUUUUUGUUGUUGUUAGUCCUAAUUUUUAAGGAAGAAAAACCAAGAGACAGACCCGGUGUAAAUGUUGCAAUAUGAAUUGUGUUUGCAAUCCCCUUGCCCCCCGCCACCCCCUGUUUGAGUACACUGCACAGAUAAAAUGCUAGGGAGUUUGAAUAAAACCAAUUUUUCUAACUCGUUGCUCAUUUGUUGUAACUCAAUAAAGCAAAGACUAAACAUUU